CAGUCGGGGCGGGAGGUGUUGCGUUGUCGGGACAUGGCUGCGCGGCGGACACCGCUGCUCAUGGAUGUGCAGACCACCAACAACAUGUUGGGCAAAGUUGGCCACAGCGCGUCUCACCAUCCCCGCUGCGGAAGACGACCAGGACGAGCCUCUUGAGCACGGCCGUGCUGCGGGCGUUGGAUUUCCCAGAAUAUUAUCUUAUCGCGCCUGCCAGUCUCGAAAGCCAAAAUAUCGUCGAUUGGAUUUACGCCGUCGGCGGAGCUGAGAGAACAGGACCACCAGGCAGGAUCCCAAGCUACAAUGUCGGCCGCGCAGGAUGAAUUCAACGAGCUGAUGCGCGACAAGGAGCGCAGGACCACGCACCCCGAAGACAGCCACGACGAUGCACGAUCCUUCCUGAACUUGUCGGACGAUUCCGACAACGAUGCAACACCGCCCGCUUCCAGUGUCGAGCGAUCGCGGACACCGCUGGGCACAGCGCGAAGCACCAUUCCCACGAAGCGAUAUGGCGCCAACACUGGGCCCAAGGGCGUUAUCUCAGACGCCCAGAACUUUCAAGACUCUCGAAGAUCGCAACGGGCAUCCAUGAGGAGUAUCUCUAGCCUGGCUGCGCAAGCCCAGUCAUUGUCCGUACAACAACAAGCGCCUGCCGAGAAAAUUGAAGAGGACGAGGAGUUGGAUCUUGACGACGAUGAGGACGACAGUUUUAUGAAACAAUGGAGACAGAGCAGAUUGAAGGAGAUGCAGAACGGCGUCAAAGGGAGCCAGAUGCACCACAACGGCAAUACCACGAGACUGUUUGGCAGCUUGACCAUGGUUGAUCCUGAUGGAUACCUGGACGCUGUGGAGAAAUCUGGACCGGACGUUGUGGUCAUCGUCUACAUUUUCGACGAUUACUCGGAAGUCAGCGACCUGUGUGAGCGAUGCGUUCGAACACUCGCGGCCAAGCACCAGGACACUCGUUUCGUCAAACUACACAUCGAGGACGCACAGAUGGAACCCAUGGGAGUGCCUGCGAUCAUUGCAUAUCGCAAUGGCGACAAAUUUGCGGAUCUGGUGCCUCUGAUCAACGAGCUUCCAGAUGACGCCGAGCUUAAUGCCAUAACACUGGAAAAUGUGUUCAAGAGACAUCAAAUCCUGUCUUGAACAGUCCAGAUUGGAACACCAACUGGCUCAAAUACAUGGCAAGCGGUCACAGUAUUCUCGUAGCAAUGCAUCAUGCUUGCCCACGAUCGCUCCAACGAUACAUCGCUCUCAUCCCUCGCUGGCACCUCUGGACAAGGAUCAAUAGCUUCAAUGGCGCAGCAGUCGCCUUAGCUAGGCGAGGUUGGGAUGGCCCUGGACGCGCACAUGGCUUUCGUAUCGCAGUAGUUGGCCAUACAACAAACACGUCUUGUCUGUUCGCGCGCAGUGGCACAUGUCCUGAGACAACCUGUAGGCUCCUGCUGGGUCCACGACUCUAUUUUGGCAUCACUCCAGACUUGUACCCGGAACACCUUCCCGAAUGCUCAGAUCACCAGCAGGCCAUACGAGCACGAAUACGCGC
Molecule: messenger RNA, 1546 nt
Organism: Cercospora beticola
Lineage: Eukaryota; Fungi; Ascomycota; Dothideomycetes; Mycosphaerellales; Mycosphaerellaceae
Product: phosducin family protein
Biological process (GO): regulation of G protein-coupled receptor signaling pathway
Source: RefSeq, a predicted model, not a curated record